Molecule: messenger RNA, 1427 nt
Organism: Haliotis rufescens (red abalone)
Lineage: Eukaryota; Metazoa; Mollusca; Gastropoda; Lepetellida; Haliotidae
Exons: 4
Coding region: 85-1317 (410 amino acids)
Biological process (GO): sensory perception of taste
Cellular component (GO): membrane
Source: RefSeq, a predicted model, not a curated record
UUCGUCUGAAUUACAGGCACACAUUUUAACAAUCAGUUGGACGUUCUGUCAAGUGAAACUACAGAUUACAUACCAGCAUCAAUCAUGAAAAUAGAAAGUAUUGCCACUUCGGAAGAAACGAACAUUGCAAGCAAUUGCAAGUUUAUAACAAUUGGGGACAGAAUGAAACCUCUUUUGAUGUCCAUGAAAAUAUUUGGAUUCUACUUUGAUCCACAGCAGGAUAGCAAUACAUUGGAACAGUCUCAGCAUGGACGUAAGAGAAUAUCUACAUGGCUACUGGCAUUCUUCAGCCACCGAGUGUAUUGUUACAUGGUUCUUCUUUUGCUGUGGUCCAACUUUGUCCGAUGUGUUGUUGGCAUAUUCCCUCUUAAUGAAAGCUUACCUUUGAUGUUAAUCUUCACAUCCUGGUACCUUCAGUGCUCACUGAAUGCAACUAUUAUGAUUGUUUCAUGUCAAAGACUGAGUCAUUUGCGAUCCUUCUUCCAACACUGGGAUUCGCUUUUCGACAACAAUGUGACAAAAGAAAUCGGAUGUGGAUUCAUAUGCCCAAUUAAGUAUUUGAAGGUUGCGACAUCAUGUGGAUGGGCUUUGUUCUUCAUCAACAUUGCUUCAGUUUUUACAAUCACUCUUGGCAAUUUGUCGACAUCGAAGCCUUUCCUUGGUGCCAUUGUUCGGCCGUUUCCAGAGGAACAAUGGGCAGUCGCACUCAGUCUUAUCUUGCAUUCUUUAAACGCUGGUGCAUGGGUAUUUCCUGUCAUCUUCGUGGUCGUAGUGUCCAGGGUCAUCCAGGGUCAGUUCCUCAGAUUUGGGCAGGUCCUUUCCAAGCAGAUCAAGGAAGCAGAUGACAACAUCCCUGAACGUCUGCCAGAACUGAGAUCUCGCUACACACAGCUUUGUCAGGCUGUGGAUAUCAUCAACAGAACCUUCAAAUGGAUCCUCGGACUAUCGUUGUUCCUUCAGGUUCUCCUGGCCUGUUUUAUUACGUAUCAGAUGAUAAAUGACCCUCAGGAGACGUUUACAACUUCUACCCAUUUAUUUUGGCUUGGAAGUUGUUUUGUGAUCAUAAUAUUGCUGACAAGGUGCAGUUCAGAUGUACAUGACUCGGCCCAUUCUUUACUGGAUGAUAUUUUCAACAUUGGGACAAAAAACGCCACUUCAGAACUUCUAGGUCAGCUGAACCUCUUUGUCGCCAAGUUGACAGGAACAUCCACCGGAUUCACGGCCAUCAACUUCUUUGUCAUCACAAACGAGUUCCUGUUGACUUUGUGUGGACUGUUCAUCACCUACUUCUUCCUCCUGCUGCAGUUCAAGAUAUAGGCUGACACCGGGUGGCCGCAUUUGAUCAGAUCCGUGUAUACUGGAUAACAGUUUCACAAAUGGGUCAAACAGCUGACACAUUGAGACACAGUAACGGCAAUUGCAGAUGU